Equus caballus (horse) is the source of this 5381-nucleotide messenger RNA. It is a transcript of the gene AFAP1L1, whose product is annotated as actin filament associated protein 1 like 1. Gene Ontology annotation, cellular component: cytosol. Lineage: Eukaryota; Metazoa; Chordata; Mammalia; Perissodactyla; Equidae. Gene Ontology annotation, molecular function: SH3 domain binding. The record is from RefSeq and is a predicted model, not a curated record.
UUGGGAUGGAGAAUGCCUUGGGGAGUCCCCGUGAUGCUCUCAGGGGGUCCGCAAGGUUAAAACUACUUUUAUAUAGUCCCAAGACCUUAAAGGCCUUUUUUGCUCUCGUCCUCUCACCUGUGUACAGUGGAGUUUUCCAGAGGUUACAUGACAUGCGUUGACAUGGUAGCGCUGAAGACUAAUGGGAUGCGCACCUGUGUAUUCUUGUGUUUUAAAAUCUUCUUCGUCUUAAUUGUUAAUACAGUCAAUGUUGAUAGAUAUAACCCACAUAAAACAAAAGCUCUUUGGGGUUCUCAAUAAUUUUUAAAAGUAUAAAGGAGUCCUGAGGCCACAAAGUUUCAGAAUCGCUGGUAGUAGGAUGAAGAAACAGCCACUGCACCCCGUAGCCUUGAAGUUCCUGCGUGAUGGCAGAGCAGUGUCGUGGAUUUUCUCAUGUGGACCACGGCUGCGGGCCACAGGGAAGCUCCCAUGGUGCCGUGCCCGCCUGGGGUAUUUACCAUGGCCUCCCUGGCAAGUCGUUAUGUGCGUGCGUGCGUGCAUGUGUGUGUGUGUGUCUGUGUGUGUGUGUGAGUGAGAGAGAGAGAGAAUAUGCCCACAGCCACAGUAUCUUAUUCACUUCCUAUUUCCCCCAAGUUGCACAUAAUUAGUGCUCAGUAAAUAUUCUGGGUUAACUGACUGUUGGUAUGCCUGUUGGUGCCAGAGAGGUUUGCGAUUCCGUUUGAAAAGAUUUCCUUCACCACAGCUAGAAUUUGGCUACAAGGAUUUAAAUGAUGUCCUACUUCAGAGAGGGAAACCUCCCCAUCCAGAGCCCUCGCUCACGUGGCCUGGCCACAGCACGAGCCCUGGAGGCAGCGCGGCCUGCGGGCACCUUUCACUUGGGCUCUGAGGGGAGUGGCGCCCCCUGGAGGUGUGCGACUCAGGAGCUCUAGGAAUCACACAGACUCGGAAUCAACCUGGCUCCUCCUCUUUCAAGCUGUGAGAUGGGCCCUUAGCUUCCCUCAGCCUCAGCGUCAUCUUCUGGAGCACAAGUAUCCCCCUAGGACCUACUCACAGAUGUGCUGUGGGGACCAGAUGAGACAUUGAGAGGAAAGCCCAGUGCCCUGAGGCAGAGAGAGCUCGCAAGGGGGUAGCUGUCAGUUUUCAGCCUUUAGCUCAUUUCCAACAAAUUUGAGGUGGUGAUGGAAUGCCACAGACAAACUGCAACACCACAUUUUUCCAACAAGUGCCACUAUCUACACGUAAGAUUUCUAUUUUUAAAAAAGUCCUGGCGUGGUCAUCUUUUCAUUCCCUCUCUCUUCAAAUACAUACAGAGCACCCACACCGAGUGGGCCCCAGACUAGAUGCCAAGGAAGCUGAGAUUCGUAGUAAGUUCUGUGCUUCCCAGAGCCUCACAGCCUGCUGAGGGGGACAGACUCUCAGAGAGACCCGCCCAGCACACGUCAGCGUGGUAAAUGCUGUAACGGCAGUAACAGCUGACUGGGGGUGAGCGUUUACUGAGUCCGGGGCAGGGCACUUUUCAUGCCUGGUAUAACUGAUCCUCACAGCAACCAUAAGAAGCAGGGGCUGUUAUUACACCCCUCCCCUCUACAGAGGAGGAAACUGAGUCACAGGUUAAGUAACUUGCCAAAAGUCCCACAGCGAAUGAAUGAUGGAGCCUGAACCUGAAGCCAGGUGGUCUGGCUCUGGGGCUGGUUAUAGCCCCUUUUACCCAUUGAGACCCAGUAGCUACAAGUCGGAGUCUCACGGCUUCCUCGGGGGGCCCGGGGUGGGCAGAAGCACGUGGAGUUGGGAGUCAGGAAACUGGAGCUGACCUCCUGGCUCUUCUGCUUGCCUCUGUGUGACUUCAAGCAAGUUACUUACCUUCUCUGAACCUUACUUUCUUCAUCUAAAAAGUAGGAGUGAUCAUGGGACCUAUCUUAAAACUUGUUGGGAGGAUCGUGUAAAAUACUGCAAGGCACUAUGGUGUCAUGGUUAGACGUAUAGAGUAAGGGAACCAGGUCCAGUCAAGGCUCUGCUGGCUGUGUGACCCUGGAGGUUAUUUACCCUCUCUGAGCCUUCGUUUCUGCCUCCAUAUAAUGGAAAUAAUAAAAGGCUUAAUAUGAGAUUUAGAAGAGACAGUAAGUAUGAAAGGGCUUUUACUAUUAAGCACAAAUGAUUGGCGAGUUACAAACAGGACAGUGCUACCACUGUCAUGAGGCUGGUCUUCAGCUGUAAGGCAAACCAAGUCCCAAGUUGCUGCUCAGGACAGGGAGACAUGGAUGACAUCAUGCUCUUGGCACGCUCCAGUCUUUAAAGGACUCUGUGCUCUAGGAUUUUGCAACUCCGUGGGGUCUCAACCAGCAGCAGCAGCAGCAGCUGCUGGCCCCUCCUCAGCAGCUGGGAGCCUGUCAGCAAUGCAGCAUCUCAGGUCCCACCCCAGGCCUCCUGAGUCAGAAUUUGCGUUUUGACAAUCUCACUGGGUAGUUCCUGUUAGCUCAAGUUGGAGAAGCACUGCUGUAGUGUGGAGAGAAAGAACAGCCACCUCACCGUAGACUUCGGCCUGAGCUGGGGAGGGUUAAUGUUUAGUUUGGCUCCCACCAAGGCGCCGGAAACAGAAGCUUCCAGAGAUUGAAGCAUAUGAACUGGUGGGACAGCAGGGCUUCCUUCCUGCCUGUGUCCUGGACGGCUGGAGGCUCCCGCCUGGGACCUGCACCAAGCCUCGAGCUGCAGCAAGGAAGGACCCCGGGCCUGUAAAGCAGAGUGCUGGAGCAGCUGCUCCCUGAGCUCACAGGGCUGCUCAGCCUCCUGGACCACGAGUACCUCAGCGAUACCACCCUGGAGAAGAAGAUGGCCGUGGCCUCCAUCCUGCAGAGCCUGCAGCCCCUCCCAGCAAAGGAAGUCUCCUAUCUGUACGUGAACACAGCCGACCUCCACACUGGGCCCAGCUUCGUGGAGUCCCUCUUCGAAGAAUUUGACUGUGACCUGAGCGACCUUCGGGACAUGCCGGAGGACGAUGGGGAGCCCGGCAAAGGAGCCAGCCCUGAGCCAGCCAAGAGCCCGUCUCUGAGACAUGCAGCCGACCUGCCUCCACCACUCCCCAACAGGCCUCCCCCCGAGGACUACUAUGAGGAGGCCCUUCCCCUGGGGCCGGGUAAGGCCCCCGAGUACAUCAGCUCCCACAGUGCGGUUCUUGCUGCCAAUCCCACGGACGGCUGCAGUCCGGCGCACUCCGUCGUGGAUAGCUACUACGAGGACGCAGACAGCAGCUACCCCACGACCAGGAUGAACGGAGAGCUGAAGAACUCCUACAACGACUCUGACGCAAUGAGCAGCUCCUACGAGUCCUACGACGAGGAGGAGGAGGAAGGGAAGGGCCCACAGCCCAUGCACCAGUGGCCCUCGGAGGAGGCCUCCAUGCACCUGGUGAGGGACUGCAGGAUAUGUGCCUUCCUGCUGCGGAAAAAGCGCUUCGGGCAGUGGGCCAAGCAGCUGACUGUCAUCAAGGAGGACCAGCUCCUGUGUUACAAAAGCUCCAAGGACCGGCAGCCACAUCUGAGGCUGGCAUUGGAUGUCUGCAACGUCGUCUACGUGCCCAAGGACAGCCGGCACAAGAGGCACGAGCUGCGCUUCUCCCAGGGGGCCACUGAGGUCUUGGUACUGGCACUGCAGAGCCGGGAGCAGGCCGAGGAGUGGCUGAAGGUCAUCCGAGAGGUGAGCAAGCCCAUCGGGGGAGCCGAGGGGGCAGACGUGCCCAGAUCCCCCGUCCUCCUGUGCAAGCUGGACCUAGACAAGAGGCUGUCCCAAGAGAAGCAGACCUCAGACUCCGACAGCCUGGGCAUGGGCGACAGCUGUUCCUCCCUCGGCCGCCGGGAGGCCUGUGAACAUGGCAAAGGGAAGAAGAGCAGCCUGGCAGAGCUGAAGGGCUCAAUGAGCAGGGCUGCAGGCCGCAAGAUCACCCGUAUCAUCAGCUUCUCCAAGAAGAAGGCGCUGGCUGAGGACCUGCAGACGCCCUCCGCCGAGGAGGUUCCGUGCUGUGGUUAUCUGAACGUGCUGGUGAACCAGGGCUGGAAGGAACGCUGGUGCCGCCUGAAGUGCAACACUCUGUAUUUCCACAAGGACCGCACUGACCUGCGGACCCACAUGAAUGCCAUCGCCCUCCGUGGCUGUGAGGUGGCCCCAGGCUUUGGGCCCAGACACCCAUUUGCCUUCAGGAUUCUGCGCAACCGGCAAGAGGUGGCCAUUCUGGAGGCAAGCUGCUCAGAGGACAUGGGCCGCUGGCUCGGGCUGCUGCUGGUGGAGAUGGGCUCCAAAGUCACUCCCGAGGCACUGCACUAUGACUAUGUGGACGUGGAAACCUUGACCAGCAUCGUCAGCGCGGGCCGCAACUCCUUCCUAUAUGCAAGAUCCUGCCAGGAUCAAUGGCCUGAGCCCCGUGUCUACGAUGAUGUUCCUUAUGAAAAGAUGCAGGAUGAGGAGCCCGAGCGUCCCACUGGGGCCCAGGUGAAGCGCCAUGCUUCCUCCUGCAGUGAGAAGUCCCAUCGGGUGGACCCACAGGUCAAGGUUAAGCGCCAUGCCUCCAGUGCCAAUCAAUACAAGUAUGGUAAGAACCGAGCUGAGGAGGAUGCCCGGAGGUACCUGGUAGAAAAAGAGAAGCUGGAGAAAGAGAAAGAGACCAUCCGGACGGAGCUGAUGGCACUGAGGCAGGAGAAGAGGGAGCUGAAGGAAGCCAUUCGGAGCGGUCCAGGCACAAAGUUAAAGGUUCUGGAGGAGGCUGUGGCCGCCCUGGAAGUUCAGUGUCGCGCGAAGGAGGAGCGCCGGAUUGACCUGGAGCUGCGGCUGGUGGCUGUGAAGGAGCGCCUGCAGCAGUCCCUGGCAGGGGGCCCAGCCCUGGGGCUCUUGGUGAGCAGCAAGAACAAGAGCAGGGAGACUGCAAAUAAACCCCAAAACAAUGCCCCAGAGCAACCUCUCCCUGUCAACUGUGUUUCUGAGCUGAGGAAGAGGAGCCCAUCUAUCGUAACCUCCAACCAAGGACGGGUACUACAGAAAGCCAAGGAAUGGGAAAUGAAGAAGACCUAGAAAGAGGAUGAGGAUUUCAUUCCAAAGGAAAUACGAGACUGUCCAUCUAAGGCAGAAAUGGUUUUUUCACAAGGAGACACCAGAAGACUGGAAGUAGCCUCUACUCUCCAGGGCACCCAAAAGACCAGCCUUUAUUGACUGCAUGAUUACAGGGGUUAUGGGGAGGGAAGCAGUAGAAGGGAAGAGGGAAAUGGAGGGCAUCCUUAUAACUCUACAGAGGGUGGAAAAUGGGGGUGGAGGGAGAUAGAAAUCUGCAGUGUCGUAAAGGUUUUGUUAAAUGUCUUUGCCUUCCCUUCUGAAGAAGAAAUGAAAGCACAUGUGAGUGA